This is a messenger RNA of Galeopterus variegatus (Sunda flying lemur), 1328 nucleotides long. RefSeq names its product thioredoxin domain containing 9 (gene TXNDC9). Gene Ontology annotation, cellular component: cytoplasm. Lineage: Eukaryota; Metazoa; Chordata; Mammalia; Dermoptera; Cynocephalidae. Bases 153 to 833 code for a protein of 226 amino acids. The transcript is spliced from 5 exons. Gene Ontology annotation, biological process: microtubule cytoskeleton organization. The record is from RefSeq and is a predicted model, not a curated record.
UGAGGAGGCGGAAGUGACAGCCGGUUCGCUGCGGCCGGCAGCUGCUGCGAGGCUGAGGCUAGUGAGGACCGCUGUCCUGGAGCCGCUGCUCCCUUACUUCUCAAGCAUCAGGAAGCGCUCAGGACCAAGACUGAACUGUACCAUUUAGAAGAAUGGAAGCUGAUGCAUCUGUUGACAUGUUUUCAAAAGUCCUUGAGAAUCAGUUGCUUCAGACUACCAAACUAGUGGAAGAACAUUUGGAUUCUGAAAUUCAGAAACUGGAUCAGAUGGAUGAGGAUGAAUUGGAAUGCCUGAAAGAAAAGAGACUUGAGGCACUAAGGAAAGCUCAACAGCAGAAACAAGAAUGGCUGUCUAAAGGACAUGGGGAAUACCGAGAAAUCCCUAGUGAGAGAGACUUUUUUCAAGAAGUCAAGGAGAGUAAAAAAGUAGUUUGCCAUUUCUACAGAGACUCCACAUUCAGAUGUAAAAUCCUAGACAGACAUUUGGUGAUACUGUCCAAGAAACAUCUUGAGACCAAAUUUUUGAAGUUGAAUGUGGAAAAGGCACCUUUCCUUUGUGAGAGACUGCAUAUCAAAGUCAUUCCCACACUAGCACUGGUAAAAGAUGGGAAAACACACGAUUAUGUUGUUGGAUUUACUGACCUAGGAAAUACAGAUGACUUCACUACGGAAACUUUAGAAUGGAGGCUCGGUUGUUCUGAUAUUCUUAAUUACAGCGGAAAUUUAAUGGAGCCACCAUUUCAGAGCCAAAAGAAAUUUGGAACAAAUUUCACAAAGCUGGAAAAGAAAACUAUCCGAGGAAAGAAAUAUGAUUCAGACUCUGAUGAUGAUUAGACUUCAAUCGUGAUUCUUUGUAAAUUGUCUUUUUAUUUCUGCUUACUUCACAUUUAAACGUGAUUUCUAAGUUCUGUUGAUUUUGAUAAAUCAGUCAUCUAAAACUCAUAUUCCAGAGUUUUAUACAGUUGCAUCACAUUGAAAGGUGUCUUUACUAUUUUUUGUGCGUCCAUCAUGUUUAAGUUAAGGAAAACUUCUGUGUUGUUAAAUUAUAGGGGGAGGGUCUGGAUUCUCUAUUUUUGAGAUUGAUUUUAUCACAAUAUGGUUGUUACGUCUUUAUACCAUUCACAAUUGUGUUUUUAAUCUCCAGAGUUAGAAAUAGAAAUUCUAUUAACUAUUCUAAGACUAAUUCUUAAUCAGCAUUAUUUAUUUUAUACAACAGGUCAAGUAACAUUUACUGCUAUAACACACUGCACUUGUAAAUGAAUUAUAAACACUUUUCAGUUCUGGAAUAUAUUUAAGUAACUAUUAAAGAACUGCUACUUAUUUCUGCUA